CUCGAACGACGAUUGACUCAGCGAACGAUAAUACCAUGCACGAUGUAGUGUGUCAAGCGCCGCAAACGCUAACGGUGACGGAGCAGGCGAUGGAUCCGGUCUCUCAAAUUGCACGUGCGACUGACCGAGUCGUCAGGGAUUUGACUGUGCGCUACGUCAUUGAGACUCUCAGCUUGGUUCCUGUCUGCCUCUUCAGCGCACAGCUGCUCGUCGACCUGCCUCAGGGCGAAAGCUGGCGCUAUGUGCUAGACCAGCGUGGGGCUGAUAUGCCCGUGUGCUACGAAAGCAUCAAGAAAGCUAAGCAUGCAGCUGCAAGCGCUGCAAUCGAAGCGGGCUUACUCGAGCGCGUCAAGGCGGUCACGACGCUCAAAGCCCUGCUAGAGCACUAUGCAGCUAUCAAGACUGACCUUAGCAAUGACUACCUUGCUUCCUCUGUUUCUCUGCUCGAAGAUAUCACGAAGAAAGCUCGCUCGCCGCCUCUACUGAUCUACGAGAGCUCCGCGACGGAGGACAAGCCAGCGUGGUAUGGCGCUGUACUGACGAGACAGCAUGUCGACAAGGCAGAAGUCUUUCGCGUUAGACCAGUCCUGCCCAGCAAGCGAGCAGCCAAAAACUUCGUGGCUGCUCAUGCGCUCUGUCAUGAUGCUAUCCAGCCCGACUCGCUCAUCUCUCCUCACUCGGAUAGCUUUCCCGUCGUUUUACCCGCUAAGCGCGGUCAACCGGACGAUGAAAACAUGUUCGAGAGUAGUCCUGGCGUGCUCGUACCGAUCAACGUUGCUGAUCCUGUCAGUCAGCUCAUGCAAGUCAUACAGAAGCGCACAAGAGAUACGCCCAAUAUCGAAUGGCAUUAUACGAGCCACGGCCUUUUGCAUGGCUGCGCUCUCGUCUACCGCUUUGCGGGCCAAGCCUUCCAGUACAGCGUCGAUGCAACCUACAAGACACGCAAGCUUGCAAGGGCGGCGUGUGCCAUCGUUGCUCUCGGCUCUCUGCCACAUGGUGUCUCGUUUCUGUCGGAUGCCGCAGCUAUGCGUCGCGCUCCCUUGCCCUUGUCAGCUCGAGAAGCUGACUUAUCUGCAUCUGAUACCAUGUCGCCCAUCUCGCAAAUGCUCGAGCCCCAGCCAGGAUAUACCGCGAUGAUGGCCGUCGAUCGCCCGGUACCGAGAGCCAUACCAAGGCCUCAGCUUGCUACCGCGCCUGCACCGGAGCUACCUCUGCGAACGACACAAGAGCCUUCGGUUCGGAUAGCGACCGCAGAAGAUGGAGAAAUUGACGAGGUCGAUGGCCGACACGACGUAGGAAUGGUCUACGCGGCAUGCCAGGAGCUUAUCGGCACUGCCCCGCAUCAACGACCGGUCUUUGACUUCCUAAGCACUCUGGGUCGGUUUGGAGCAACGCUGACGGUCAAUCUGGGCGCCGAAAGACUGGUCUAUGAGUCUAUGCAACAGACUCACUCGAGCAAAGCGAAAGCGAAAGAAGAUGUGGCAUCGGUAGCCAUCCAGGCUGGCGUGGUGGACAGCAUCAAGAAGUAUGCAUCUUCGGUUUGGCAAGCACAGCACGACGAAUGGAAAGCCAAAAUAGCCAGUGGUGAACUGGAUCCCUCCGUCCAUCCUGCGCCCAGCCUUGCGAUGGGCAAGAAGGGUAAGGAAGGCAAAGCUGCCAAACGCGCUGGAGCAGAGGGCAGCUCGAGAGCGAAAAGCACGCCUAGUAUCGUCGAUGCAAGCACAUCGACUCGCUCAGACCGCGAGUCUGCUUACGCGCAAUUCGAAAUCUACUGCGGAGAGCACGGUCUUGGAAAGCCCGCCUUCGUCGCUACAGACGAUGUGCCGUUGAAGGCCUAUGUCGUGCUUGGCACGUCAAAGUACGAACGCCUGGGUCGGACCUAUGCUUCGCCCGAAGAAGCGAGAGAAAGACUGGCAAAGCUCAUUCUGCGCCACUUGCGAAAAGAUGCAGCCGCAGCUCAGGAAGCAGGCUCGACAGCAGCGCCGGCAUGAUGAGCAGACUGGCAAUGGCGAAGUUUUCGCAAUCACUCAUGUUGUACAUUAGCCUGAUUUGCACGGUACUUGCAUCAGACACGAAGCUGCUGCGAGCGUGUGGGAUUGAGACCAUCCACGAUGCCGCUCUCCCGGAGGAGAGAGCGUAGUCGCAAGGCACUCGCAUCGAGCACGGAGCUCGCUGCGGGGCGGAGACGAGGAUAACGCAAAGCUUUUGGA
This is a messenger RNA of Mixia osmundae IAM 14324, 2210 nucleotides long. RefSeq lists its product as uncharacterized. The record is from RefSeq and is a predicted model, not a curated record. Lineage: Eukaryota; Fungi; Basidiomycota; Mixiomycetes; Mixiales; Mixiaceae. Bases 36 to 1991 code for a protein of 651 amino acids. The transcript is spliced from 7 exons.